AACCAACAGAGACUUUUGGAAAUCCAAUUGACGACUAGAAAGCGGACCAGUUCCGGAAUCACACGCUAGUAUGUCUUCGAACUGAGAGGUCAUUUAUGAAACAUGUCUCGUUCACAAUUUGUUUUACUGUGCAGAAAAGUCCUCACAAAUCAUAUGAGGAGAUGUGCUCGAUGGGAUCAGUCCAGUGCGGCCAAUGCAGCCAAGGUGACCCUGAACCAGUUAAGUGACCACUUGGAGGACCAAAUUAUGAUAAAGACCAUCAGUAGAUCAAGCUUUGUUUUACACAAUGAGAACAUCAGGAUUAUAGGACCCACUGUGUUCUUCCCAAGAGAGGUUCUACAUUGGAAUGUUAGGGGUAUAGAAGAUAUAAAUGAAGCCUCUUUGUCCUUGUUUACUCUUAUUGAUCCAAAAGUUGACAUCCUCUUGAUUGGAGUGGGCACUCACAUGGAGAGACUGAGUCCGGAGGCUUUGAAAUAUCUGAGAGUCAACAAAAUUAAUUUUGAUGUUCUACCUACAGAAAAAGCAUGUGCAUUGUUCAACUUCCUGAAUGCGGAACAGCGUCAAGUUGCUGCAGCGGUGAUACCUCCCACGGUAAUUGACGAUGACAUGCUUAUGCCAGUAGAUGACGAUCUGAUCACCUUUGAUCCCAAUGUGGACAUGUUUGGUGAGGAUCCCGAUGUUAUUGCACAAGACGAAGACUUGGAUUUGAGGACCCCCGGAGAAAAACUCCGAGAAACAGCCACGGGUGUGAGACUGAUGAUUGAUAAACGAAAAAAUGCGGAAAAAUUAAAGGAUAUGCCACAACCUGAUGUGCCGGACAUCCAGGAUAUUGUUUACAAAGUCAUGGAUGAAGUGGAGAAGGAGUCGGCCGAGGAACGCGCACGGAGAGAAGAAGGGAAGGCGGAGCAAGGAGAGGAGGCUAGGAUAGAGGAUGGAGAGAAGACAGGAGAAAUAGGGUCAGAGGAGGAGGCAAAGGGGCCCAAGAGAGGGGACAGUGAAAGGACUGGACAGAGUAAAGCUAGUGAGGAUAAAUCGGGGGAUAAUUCAAAAGAUGUGAGAAACACAGACGAUAGUGAAACCAAAACAGAUGACCCCAAAUCCUGAGAUUUACUCAGUUAUAAAGAGUGUAUGAAAUCUGAAAUGCCCCAACAGACAUUUGCUGUGCUUGCAGAAAUGUACCUCUUAAUUUUCAUGUUCAUAAAAUGUUUCAGAAAAACAAAAUUUGGUUUCUUAGUAGAGUGUAUCUGUAGCAUCUAAUGCAAUAACUGCUUUGUGAUAGAGGUAUAUAUGUAUGUAGAAAUGAGAAAAAGGACCUGUUAGAGUUAAAAAAGUGACAGUCCACCAAUGCCAUCUUCAGAAGUUUAUGUAACAAGUUAUUUGAUAAAAGUAUGCAUCUACAUAUAACAACAAUGCAUGCUUUAUAACAGAUAUUAAAGUUCUCUAAAAUACUGAGAUGUUUUACCGGGUAAUACUGUCCAAAUAAUAUUUUAAUUUGAUCGUUAAUUGAUAUUAAUAACUUGGGGAGAAAAUUUGAAUUUCAUAGAAUGUGAAAUAUUUUUUAUUCAUUAAAAGAGUGUGAUAUUGAAUGUUGAAA
Molecule: messenger RNA, 1594 nt
Organism: Saccostrea cuccullata (small rock oyster)
Lineage: Eukaryota; Metazoa; Mollusca; Bivalvia; Ostreida; Ostreidae
Exons: 5
Coding region: 103-1104 (333 amino acids)
Biological process (GO): mitochondrial respiratory chain complex I assembly
Cellular component (GO): mitochondrial inner membrane
Source: RefSeq, a predicted model, not a curated record